AUGCCUCGUGUUCCAAGUACAAAAGAAGUCGUCCCCGGCGCGUCCGUCAACAUCGUUCUGAAAGCCGAUCAACGGACCGGGCGCACCGUCGACGGAACUAUCACAGACGUGUUGACGCGUGGAAACCACCCACGGGGCAUCAAAGUCCGACUCUCGGAUGGUCGCGUCGGAAGAGUCCAGUCCAUGACAGGGGCACCUACAAUUACAUCUGCUGCGACGGCAGCAUAUUCUGCAUCCAAGAAUGCCUCGGAGCCAGAGGUUCCCUCCCCCAACAUUGGCUUAGACGCGUACAUCACGCAAGGAAAACAGCGGAAACGGAAGGGUGGACCCAAACCACUGCCGGCAGAUACAGAUGGACGUGAUGAGGCUCAACAGACCCCGACAGAAGUGGUGACAUGUCCUGUCUGUGGCGAGUUUAAUGGAGAUGAAGCAGCUGUUGCUCAUCAUGUUGCUAGCCAUUUUGCUGAUUGA
This is a messenger RNA of Penicillium odoratum, 471 nucleotides long. Its product is annotated as YwbE family protein. The record is from RefSeq and is a predicted model, not a curated record. The transcript has a single exon. The coding region runs from base 1 to 471 and encodes 156 amino acids. NCBI's taxonomy places the organism in Eukaryota, Fungi, Ascomycota, Eurotiomycetes, Eurotiales, Aspergillaceae.